Messenger RNA from Pimephales promelas (fathead minnow), 1817 nucleotides. RefSeq names its product retinaldehyde binding protein 1a (gene rlbp1a). Gene Ontology annotation, molecular function: phosphatidylinositol bisphosphate binding. The record is from RefSeq and is a predicted model, not a curated record. Gene Ontology annotation, cellular component: membrane. Lineage: Eukaryota; Metazoa; Chordata; Actinopteri; Cypriniformes; Leuciscidae.
AGCCCUCCACAGUCCUCAUCACCCCUCUCCUCUCUCAGCCCUUCUCCGAGUCACUUCUGAAUCGCCCUCGGCUGAGUUUCCGUUCAGCCACUGGAGCAUCUCAGCAUCAUGGCUGCUACUGGAACAUUUCGCAUGGUGUCUGAGGAGGAACAAGCAUUACGUGCUAAGCUCGAACAUCUGACUGUUAAGGACCACGGCCCGGUGUACGGACCCUGUAAGAAAGUCUUGGAUCACACAAAACAGAAGGCUAAAGAUGAACUAAAUGAAACGGAGGAGAGGAAAGUGUCUUCUAUAAAGGAAUUGAGGGCCAUGAUAAAAGAAAAGGCGGACGAAGGGGACGAUCUGGCCAAAGCUGUGCAAGAAAAAUUCAGGGACAAACCAGAUUCCCUUCUGCUGAGAUUCAUACGCGCACGCAAGUUUGACGUGAAGAGAGCACACGAGCUUUUGAAAGGUUAUGUGCGCUUUAGACGAGACUAUCCGGAGCUGUUUGAGAAUUUGACCCCGGAGGCCGUGCGUAGUACAAUUGAAGCCGGUUACCCACGAAUCCUCUCCACCAGGGACAAGUAUGGGCGAGUGGUGCUGCUCUUCAACAUUGAGAACUGGGAUCUAGAGGAGGUCACUUUUGAUGAAACUCUUCGUGCCUACUGCGUAAUCCUCGAGAAACUUUUAGAAAACGAAGAGACCCAAAUCAACGGCUUUGUCCUCAUCGAGAACUUCAAGGGCUUCACGAUGCAGCACGCCUCUGGCAUCAAACACACCGAGCUGAAGAAGAUGGUGGACAUGUUACAAGACUCUUUCCCGGCGCGAUUCAAGGCGGUGCACGUGAUCCACCAGCCCUGGUACUUCACAACCACCUAUAACGUGGUGAAGCCCUUCAUGAAGAGCAAACUGCUGGAGAGGGUUUUUGUUCAUGGUGACGAGCUGGAUGGCUACUUCAGGGACUUUGGCGCUGAAAUCCUUCCUCCGGAUUUCGGGGGGACGGGUCCCAAUUGUGACGGCAAAGAGACGGCGAUCAAGCUGUUUGGCUCUGAAGAUACAGCCCUUUAAAAGACCCAAGCCAAUAGUACAACACUUGGACAGACACCAACCUUUUGUUUGCAUGUUUAAUAUUAAAAUGUUUUAUAUAGUCACUACACUCUUAGAAGAAAAGGUUCUAGAAAGGAUUCUGUCAGGCGCUUCAUGGCACCUUUUUAUGGAUUUUUUUUUUCUAAUUUCAUUUUAUGAAUUAAGCUGCUUGUAAGCAUACUUUAUCAAUAGAAAUAAUUGAAAUAACCUAUUGAACAUGAAAGUAACACGCAAUCAUUUGACAUUUUUCUUUAUAUAGAACCUUUAUGGUCAAGCACCCUAUGUUCUAUAUAUUAACCCAAAUAACCAUUUUUUUCCAAGAGUGUAUAUAGGAAAUUAUUACAUGUAUAGUUUAAUCCUUUUGACCACUUUUCUAUUACAAUAAAAGUAUAAGAAGCUGUACCUGUUGACAGAUGUACAGUAUACUGCAGAGAUUAAAUAUUACUCAUCUCACUGAAAUGUAUCAUUUGCCUUGAAAACCGUGGCCUGAAGUUGAUCAAAAGAAAGUUUUGUGCUGGUUGUGUUUUAAAAUUAAGUGUAAUAAUUAGAGAAUCAAAUACUAGUCUUGUCCAAGAGGUAAUACAGAUGUUGCGUAGUUGUUUUACACUGAAUGGGUUGUAUCAAGUAUAAAAUAUUGUGGCUUUCCUUUUUAACCCACAUGUUGGUUCUUCUAGACCAGAGCUUUAGCCUGUCAAGUGUAAUUGACAUUUUCAAAUACAAAUAAAAUAUUUUCAAUAAAAUGGGCAAAAGUA